GAUGCAUUCACAGCCAAGCUAAGCUGCCAUUGCACAAAAGCCCUCUCUCUCUCUCUCUAUAUAAACAUGUGAAUAGAAACUUCUUCAAGUCUCUGGGAGAUAGAAGAUUGCGGUCAUUAGAGGCCGUGUGGCCUUUGACUUGUGCUAUUUCUUCAACUCUUCCUGCAAAAUACAAGCCUAUUUGUGGAUGCCUGUGUCUCCAGCCACCACCAUUAAGAAAUCAAUUCUUAAGCUUUUUAAUACCAUCCAUCAGACGCAAUUACAAGAACUUGCUAGUUCCGCCGAGUAUUAGAUUGCGAGAGAGAUGGGUAGAGCUCCUUGCUGCGACAAGGCAAAUGUAAAGAAAGGGCCAUGGUCUCCUGAAGAAGAUGCACAGCUGAAGGAGUACAUAGACAAGCAUGGGACUGGAGGCAAUUGGAUUGCCCUCCCUCAAAAAGCUGGUCUCAAAAGAUGUGGGAAAAGCUGUAGGCUAAGAUGGCUCAACUAUCUCCGACCCAACAUCAAACACGGCGAGUUCUCCGAUCAUGAAGAUAGGAUCAUCUGCAGCCUCUUUGCCAGCAUCGGAAGCAGGUGGUCAGUGAUAGCAUCUCAUCUGCCUGGAAGAACUGAUAACGAUAUUAAGAACUACUGGAACACCAAGCUUAAGAAGAAGAUGAUGAUAAUGAAUCCUUCAGCUCAUCACCAAGCCACCGUUUUACCGGUUCUCCAAACUUCAACGCCAUCUUCAUCCUCGUCAUCAGCAUCUUCACCAUUAUCAUUCACAGAAAGCACCAACUCUUACUGCCACCCUCCUUGUGCUUCUUCAUUCACAGGCGCUGAUCAAUCCAUUUCCUUCUCGUCGGCGAGUUUUUUGAGCGGCCAUUCCUCCUGUGCUUCUGCUGGCUCCUUUUAUCAAACCCAAGAAAGCUUCAUGAGUCCCAUCGAGCUAGUCGCAGCUAGUUGUAACUCUUCUAAUGGGAGCUAUAAUAACAGCAGCCAGAUGAGCCGUGUGAAAGAAUCAGAAGCUGCUGGUUACGGAGUAGAUCAAGGAAGUCUUAUCCAGGAGAUGAUAGCUGCCAAUAAUAACUAUGAUUAUCUGUACAGCAUUGGGAUGGAAAUGGAAGAAACCCAGAAGGUGAUGGUGUGUGAUGGGGACUACGUGAGUGUUGGCUGGACAGAGAAACAAAAUGGACUGUGGCAAGAGAAUAAUCCACCAUUUGAUUAUGGAAUAGAAGAAAUUAAGCAGCUAAUAAGCUCUAGUAGUGGCAACAACUUUUUGUUUGAUGAAAACAUGACACAGAAAAUGGCCAUGUACUACUACUGAUUAGCUUGGACGGUGUUGUUACUUCGAAGUGCUUAAUAAUUAUUACAACUUCUCUUUAA
Molecule: messenger RNA, 1362 nt
Organism: Prosopis cineraria
Lineage: Eukaryota; Viridiplantae; Streptophyta; Magnoliopsida; Fabales; Fabaceae
Product: transcription factor MYB87-like
Exons: 3
Coding region: 305-1303 (332 amino acids)
Source: RefSeq, a predicted model, not a curated record